Messenger RNA from Phlebotomus papatasi, 7584 nucleotides. It is a transcript of the gene hfp, whose product is annotated as poly(U)-binding-splicing factor half pint. The transcript has 8 exons. Gene Ontology annotation, cellular component: catalytic step 2 spliceosome; precatalytic spliceosome. The coding region runs from base 5675 to 7480 and encodes 601 amino acids. Gene Ontology annotation, molecular function: RNA binding. Lineage: Eukaryota; Metazoa; Arthropoda; Insecta; Diptera; Psychodidae. The record is from RefSeq and is a predicted model, not a curated record. Gene Ontology annotation, biological process: regulation of alternative mRNA splicing, via spliceosome; alternative mRNA splicing, via spliceosome; mRNA splice site recognition.
GCUCCGUCAGCGGAUGAGCAAAUGGGCCCUCCGGAACCCAAAAUAGCCAAAACGGAGGAAGCACCAGACCAUUGUUCGAGGACAUGUCUCAAGAAUGACACACGCUGAAUACCGGCGAUAUCAACGACACGAAUGAUGUCUCAUAAAAGAGGUGAAGCUCGCUCUCUGUGCCCUCUAAAAGUUACACACUGGUUCCGAGGCACAUAAUUCAUCUUCUAACAAGAAGAAAGUCCAUGAAGGUGUGUCGCGCAAACACCUGCGAGAGCCGACACCGAUAACAAAAAUGAUAAUGGGGGUGAUAAAAGGCACAAAAGCUCACGACAAGGAUGCAAUUUUUCUGUUGAUUUCUCACUGUAAUCUUGUUGGGUUUGUAUUUUAUUUGUCAUUUCAGAUGUGUCGCGACGCGGCUCGUCUUCAUCUCGUCUUCGUCGUACCCCUUUACUUAAAUUUUGACGAUCUUCUUAAAAAAAACAUUGCAUGGUGAUUCAUUUUAUCCACAUUUUUGUUUCUUUGGCUCAACUGAUAAGCCAAUUUAUUGCAUUUAACCUUUCUGGAUGAAUCACAAUGCAAAUGAGGCAGGUGAUAUCGAGAGAUUUUCACUAAUACUUUCAGUAAUAGAAUAAUUCAGUUCUUAGACUACGCAGAAUUGUGACUUCAAGUGCACUGGAUAUUUGAAAAAAUAAUGCCGAAAACAGUUCGUAAAGCUUAGGGUAAAUGUGCCAAAUUUCGGCAUAGUUGCAUGCAAGCGCCAAAGUCUUAAGUUUGAAAUGUAAUAUCUUUAAUAGAAAUUGAUUUUUUUAUUCCCUCUACUUAAGGAGUGUUGCUUAGAACUUUCUAGACAGUUUAUCGUCUUUAUUUACUCUAAAAUCAUUCUUAAUACACUUAAAAUUAAUGAAAAUGUAAACACAGCAUUUGUGGCCUAUUCCGGCCAACUUCAUUCUCAUAGUUCCUUGCCCAUUCCGGAAUUCUUCCAAUGCGUUUUUCACGUCAUCUCGUUUAUCGAAGCUACAUUUUUCGCUAUUCUUUUGCAUUGUAAAAUCUGGAGUAUGUAAAAACAAAAAAAAUCAUGAAAAUUCGAGGAACAAAAAAGGUGGCCGGAAUUGCAAGCUGGCCGGAAUUUGGCACACUUACGCUAACUCUUUCGUGUCUUUUGGGACUCUGAGUACCCAAAGCAGCAUACACUGAGAGAAAUCCGAAAAAGUUAAAAUAACAUUCCGGAAAUGUUAAUUUUACCCUGCAGUAUUGAUCCAAAAUCGGUGUAAAUAUUACCCAUUUUAGGUGUAUUAUGGGCUAAAGUUACCCUUUUUCAUGUUGAUUUUACCCUUAAAAAGGUGUAAAAUUAACAUUAAAAAAUGAUAUAUUUUUACACCUAAAAAGUGUUAAAUUUCUGAGAAAAAAAUGUUUAUUGCACCCUCUUUUUUUCUCAGUGCAUGAAUAUUCAGUGAAACACAGUGUUUUUUAAUUAUUCAGAACUGAGAAAAAUUCAAUUCUUUUGGAUGAUUACAAACUACAAGGAUGUCCAAAUGUAAGAUAUUUUUUGUAGAACCUCAAUUAAUUCCUGAGCUUAGAUAUUUUUGAUUAAAAAAUUGUGAAAUUGGCUUGCAGCAUAUGCUGUGGUCCGGAAAGAGUUAAAUUGAUAUGAAGCAUAUGCUUCAUGAAAAAAAACCUUUUGAAAAAGUAAAAGGGGUGGCAAAGCGUUCCAGACUUUGCGAAAUGCUCGAAAAUCGGUUCUCAGUCGAUUUGAACCGAUUCACAAAUCAUUCAAAAUAUCCUCAAAAAUUGUUUUAAAAGUAAAUAGAAUUGAUUUUCGGAUAAAAAAUAAUUAUAGGCUAUAAACCGGUUCAGAACCGUUUGGAACCUGUUCAGUUUUAUCGGAAAUUCCAAGACCUUUCCAACGAGCCUAAACAUGAACCCAUUCGCUUGAUAAAUGGGCUCUCUAGUGUCUUUUUAACCUUUGGCCUUGAAAAACCGUUUUUAGGAGUGAUUCAACGGUAUUUUCGCAUAAGGGCGAAAUGUCCGACCGGGUAAUCUCUAACAGCUGAAUGUUGAAACGAAGAAUAACUUCAUUUGAACCACAGAUUAGCGUUAGUCUAGGGUUAAAAUUAAGCUAGGUUUAAAAAAUUUUUCAUAUGCAGAAACGUGGAAUAGGGCUUUGGCGUAAGCGGUUUUUCUCAUACGGCCACCCCAUAGUUUGGCUUUUCUGGCAUACCAGAAAAUGUCAAUUUAUCAAUGUUUUCGUUCGAUUUAGCAAGAUUCCAGGGCUUUUUCUCGUUAUUUGGUAAUCUUGAACCACUAGACUAGAGGUGUGCAAGAACCAUUGAAAACAAAUAAACGUUAAAAUAAGUUUGUUCAACGUUUUCACCAUUGACGCACAAAUUUCAUUUGACGUUUGUUCGAAUUCAAACGGAUCAUGCACACCUCUGCACUAGUCUUACUAAAAAUUCUCUAAAACAAAAUUGGAAUCAAUAUUCUGGAUGUGAAAGAAUGUGCAUGUUUUCGGGUGGCAAAAAAAGCGCGACUUCCGCGACUCCUGCUUCAGUGGCGACUUAUUGAAGUCGCGUAUGAUGGAAUGUUUCUUUUUAUUUCAGGCACAAUUGGCUUUUUAAGAAGCUGUAAAUAGAGUGAAAGUCUAAUUUCUUUUCAUUAAAUCCACUAAAGUGCAGAUUAUAUCAAAAUGGUAUCAUUUAACAGUAUUUUCGGGAAAAAUUUACAGAUAGAUGUGGUCAGGUUUAUUCCAUCUUUAAGCUAAAAAUUAUACCUCCGAAAUCGGAGAUCUAAUUUUUGGCUUAAACGGUAAUCCACUGUUUAAAUUUAUUCUAUUUCUCGUUCAAACAUUAGAAAAUGGUGGAUCAUCCUCGAAUUAUCUUUAUGCUUCGAUUUAACAUUGAGCUGUAAAACAUCCAAAAAUGAAAAAAAAAAUCGCACGACGCGUUUUCGAGCAAUCACAAAAAACAUGGUUUUGGAGGAGAUGGGGAGGGGUGGGGGAAAGUGAGGGACAUGUUACCGAUCCUUGGGUCGACUUAUGGGGAGGGGGGUCUUGCGAAGGUCCCAAGUCGCUAUCUCUAACUCUUUGGCCUCUAGAGCUAGCGACAGCCGGACGGACAGAGGAUUUCUCAGAAAUCGUCUGAAACGUAAAGAUUUGUUGAUAAAAGUGGUCUCCGGGGGGUGGAAGGUGGAAAUUGGGGGGGGGAGUGAAAAAAUCGAAGGAUGAUAUAUACUGCUCUCUCCGUGGAGUUCGAGCAGUAAACAAGUCACUAGCACUACUAGCGGUAUGUACAUGAACUAUGAAUGUUCUUAAAAGUUGAAAGGUUCUCUUGUUCUCAAUUUAAUCGCCGAAAAUUUUCGAUUGGAUGUAUUUUAAGAUAAAGCUCCUUGCCAGUUGCGACAAUUUCAUUUUAACCAUCGUUUGAUAAAAACAUCAACCUUUUCGGUACCGCAGCAUAGCCAAAAUCCCGGAUUCUGAAGUGUCAUAUCUACUCCCACGAUUGCGUCCACGCUUGCUGGAGGAAAAGAGAAAUUUUCUGCGUCUUGGGAAAUUAUUUUGCACAUUGUCCUUUGUAAUGUGUCCUUUGUAGUUUGUAAGAGAAUUAGAUUAAAAAAAUGUUUUUUUCCCAGAAUAUCAAUAUUUUUAUUUGGGUACUCAGAGUCCCAAAAGAUGCGAUCUUCAAAAUUGGCAAAGAAACAAUUUUGGUUCGUAAAAUAUUCGAUUUUGGUCAGUAAAAAGCGUGAAAUCAAUCAAAAAUUCUUUUACAUAUAUACUAUCUGGAAUGUCAAGGUGUUCAUAAUGCACUUCUGAAGCAUCUUUUAAAUCAGAAGAAUUUCAUGAAAUAAAAAUUCAUGUCUUAUUCAAAUUUUGUAAGAAAGAAAGGGAAGCGCAUUUUGAUUUCAUGAAAUUUUACCGAUCUAACCGGUCAGAUCUCUGACUCGACUCUCACAGCUGUGAGUUCGAGUCCCGCCCGAUGUAAGAAACUGAAUAUCGAGAAAAAGUCAUUCUGGGAAUAAGCUGACGUUAAUUGCAAUCAACAAUAGGGAAACCGAAAGUCGUUGAUGUGUUUCCCUGAGUGAUUAUCUCUUCUCGACGACUUCCGGUUUUCUCUAUUGUUGGUCGAGAAAAAGAUAUUCUUCACUAUGAUAAAACGUAAUAAAAUGCACCGUCUCUGCCCAAAAACCUUCAGGAGCAUGGAAUAAGCAUUCACUACAGAGAAGGCUUUCCUUGGCGAUCUACGAUCAGCAGAUUCUUCCAACACGAGGCACAUUGUCAUAUCAAAUAAAGUGUCUCGAUACGAUUAAUAAUAAUUUGUUUAUUUGGUAAUGUCCUUUACCGCCCAUGUUAAAAAAAAGAUUGAAACUUUAAUUCGAGUUGCCAAGCUGAAACACGAAGAACCAUUCGACUGCGAAGGCUUUCAGAUAUCCAAGACACAAACCUUCAAUCGGCUGGCGUUUUGCUAGCUUGGGGAGAAUGAUAAAAAAGUGAAAGAGGGACCCAAAGUAGAACGCAGAUUUGAACUAGGUACAGUGAUAUAAUGAUUCGGCCAGUUAGAACGAUAAAAAUGUCUAAUAAAAUCAAUUUCGAUAUUUAGUUGAGAACUGAGAUUUUUGGAAAAUAAAUAGAUGGACAGGAAGGAGAGAUUUUCAGAAUGUCUAAAUAGAUGUCUCGACUAAACAGAUGUCAACGAAAAGGGGAGGGGGGUCAUCGGAAACUGUCAGUCAUUAUCUGAAAACAUUUGGUUUAUAAAGGGGGCAUUAGCGGCAAAUACCAAAAUAUCCAGAGCAUUUAGCGUACAACUUGAGAAUUAUCGGUUAAAUACUGAAACUGAAAAUCUCUUGUUAUCACUUAAUUAUUCAAUAUUUAAUAUUUUGAGGAAGAAAAUCCCUUGCCAACAACUGUUGAAUUGAAUUGAAUGAAUUUGAUUGUUUGCACACAGAGAGAGAGUAUCCCUACAAGAGACUUCCUACUCGAAUGCGGGAGGGCGACUUACCAUGAGUCUGGCAACCGAAAAACAAAAUUAAUCUAAUAGUUAGAUGAGAGCAUAGGCAAAAAAAAAUUAAAGAAUUAAUAAUCAUUGCAAUGCAUUUUGUAUGUAAUGAGGAAUUGUUUAUUGAUUAUUUUGUGUAUCAUUUUCAUUAUGUUUUUUUUUUAUUCUCAUUUCUUUUUUUCUCGGAGUUAUUUCUUCACUUUCAGAGAAUAUUGUGAGAGAGAGAUAUGAGAUGAUAAAAGAUCAAACUGUGUGUGGUCCAAAUGGCGAUCUCUAAUCUGUGCAUUUAGCUCCAAAAAUCACACAUUCUGUGGAAUAAGAGAGAGGGGCAUCCAACCAAUGUAGUCAAGUGAUUGUAGGCGAUAUCAACUACAUCUCACAGAAAAUAUUUAUUCUACACGCAAUAAUUUAAAUAUCUCUCUUUAUUUUUUUUCUCUUUCAUCUCUCUUGUGUGUGUCUCAGGAGACUACCCUUGGUCACGCGAUAUAGGGGGAAUAUCAGCCAAAUGUUGGCCAAAAGAACAAAAACAAACCAAAAACAAAAAAAAAAGACCAAAACCAAAUCUUUUCAUCCUCACCUGAAAGAAUGCUUUGAAACAUGAAAUACAAUUCAACAAUGAUGAACUAUGCUCAAAUUGGUAUUUGGUAACAUAACUAAUGACUUUUUGAUGGUGAUUUUUAGGCCCUUGGCAACCGAAAAUGCCUUUUAUUGCGACUCCCAUUUAUGAACUUCGACAGAUUGGCGAUGUUAAGUUUGGACCGGGAGCUAGGUCGGCUCUACUUGGCAUCUUGGGAGGAGCAUUGCCGAGAUUGUCGUCUGAGCAACUGGAGACGGUGACAAGGGCGAAGAAGUACGCCAUGGAGCAAAGUAUUAAAAUGGUCUUGAUGAAGCAGACACUCGCGCAUCAGCAGCAACAAUUAGCCAGUCAAAGGACACAAGUUCAGAGACAACAAGCACUCGCUCUCAUGUGCAGGGUAUAUGUGGGAAGUAUUUCAUUUGAAUUGAAAGAGGAUACAAUUCGUGCAUCUUUCCUUCCAUUUGGGCCCAUCAAGUCCAUCAACAUGUCCUGGGAUCCGGUGACACAGAAGCACAAGGGAUUCGCAUUCGUCGAGUAUGAGAUUCCAGAAGGUGCCCAGUUGGCCCUUGAACAGAUGAAUGGUGCCAUGUUGGGUGGCCGGAAUAUUAAGGUUGGCAGACCUAGUAACAUGCCACAAGCACAGCAGGUUAUUGAUGAGAUUCAAGAGGAAGCUAAGAGUUAUAAUCGUAUUUAUAUAGCAUCUAUUCAUCCGGAUUUGUCCGAGGAGGAUCUUAAGAGUGUCUUUGAGGCAUUUGGUCCUAUUCUCUACUGUCGCAUUUCACAAGGUAGUUCAUUGCAUUCGCACAAAGGAUAUGGAUUUAUUGAGUAUGCAACUAAAGUAGCAGCAGAUGAAGCAAUCUCUAGCAUGAAUCUUUUCGAUUUAGGCGGUCAGUUAUUGAGAGUUGGACGAUCCAUUACACCACCAAAUGCCCUCCUUGGACCAUCAACCAAUUCUUCAAUGCCGACUGCAGCUGCUGUGGCUGCAGCUGCUGCUACUGCCAAAAUUCAGGCUAUGGAUGCCGUUGCAACUAAUGCUGUCUUGGGUCUUUCAGCUGCGGCACCAUCUCUAGGUCUCUCCUCAAUUCCCACAAUGACCGCUCCCACUUGCAUCCCUUCCGUCACAGCGCUCACAACAAAUUCGGCUGUGUCCGUUUCGGCGGCUGCUGCUGCUGCCGCUGCAGCCGCCGCCGCCGCAGCUGCUGCAGCUCAGCAGCAUCCUGCGACUGUGGCGGCGGGAGCGGGUGUCUUGGCGCCACCUGGCGUCGUGACACUUCCUGCAAGUACCGCAGCCUCCCUCCACCCGCCGCAAGUGGUGAAUCCCGUAUUAGGGGCUGUCACCAGUGCGGCCGGCGUCACACAGACACCCAAGACGGCUGCCGUGGCUGCAGCAGCAGCCGCAGCGGCUGUCGUAUCGUCAACAUUGGCGGCUCAGGCGGCAGCAGCCGGCCAUAGUGCAGAGAGUGUACUGAAGAAGGCACAUGAGAGGCAGCAGGAAGAGUUGCAGAAGAAGCUGCUGGAAGAGGGAGAGCCACAGACGCUGCAGCAGCAAGAGACAAUGUCAAUUAAGGGGCAGAGUGCGAGGCAUUUGGUGAUGCAGCGCCUAAUGCGACCCACGGACAGUCGUGUGGUGAUUCUGCGGAAUAUGGUGGGUCCUGAGGAUGUCGAUGAGACGCUCCAGGAGGAGAUUCAGGAGGAAUGCAGUAAAUUUGGGACGGUGGAGCAGGUGAUUAUCUACAAGGAGAAGCAAACGGACAACGAGGAGGAUGAUGAGGCGGAUGUUAUUGUAAAGAUUUUUGUGGAGUUUUCGGUGUCAGGGGAAGCACUGAAAGCUCGCGAAGUGCUGCAUGGGCGGUACUUUGGGGGGCGACUGGUGCAGGCACAGCUCUAUGAUCAGGCUCUCUUUGAUCAUGGAGAUUUGUCUGCCUAGACGCCACAUGUCCACCGACUUUUCGGCUCUCUCUGUGUCCAUGUUGGGUGGAGAAUGAGAUGAAAUAAAAUUGUAUAGCUAUGUGCUUAAUUUCUCCCUCAAAA